Cydia splendana is the source of this 1238-nucleotide messenger RNA. RefSeq lists its product as uncharacterized. The transcript has 3 exons. The record is from RefSeq and is a predicted model, not a curated record. Bases 345 to 1073 code for a protein of 242 amino acids. NCBI's taxonomy places the organism in Eukaryota, Metazoa, Arthropoda, Insecta, Lepidoptera, Tortricidae.
AGCGGUCUCAGCGCGUGCAAGAAACAUUCGUCUCGUGUAGUCAACGUGCAAUCUGAACGCAUCCCUUCGUGCUCGUGCGGGCGGCAGCAUUGCGCAAUCCUCGAGUUCCUCGACCAAUCGCAGCGCCGUACGUCAACGCCGAGAGAACGCAACACUGCGAUUCAUCACACAGCGAUAACGCGACGACGCCCUUUUAAUUCGUUUCGUGAUUGAACAAUUCAAUUUAUUUACCGCAUUAGUAAAUUACUUGUGACUCGUGUAUUAGUGUAUUCUAGUAGUGUAAUAUUGUUUAGUGAUUGUAAAGUGUAGUGAUUGUUUAGAGCAUUUUAUACAGAAUUGUAAAAAUGUCAGACACCGAACAAAAAGAGGCAAUAGCCGCGCGAGGUCGCGCCAAAGGCUCAAUCACACGUUUAAAAAACAGCUUUGACCGAGAAGCGCUCAUAAAUUCGCCGAUAGAGUUAGUGCAAGCAAAGAAAACUAGGCUUCUAGAAGCCUUUCGCGAAUAUGAGCGCCUCACUAGCAAGGUUGCCUCGCUUUUUUCCUCCCCACCAGCUACUCUCGCCACCGAUGACGAGGAGGUGGAAGAUAACUACAUUUUGUUGAUAGCACAGUUAGAUAGCAUCAUAAAUGUUAUCCGCCUACGGGACAAUCCUCCUCAAGUGAGCGCUACCAGCAGCAGCGAAAAUGGCGUAAGUGUCAAGUCGGAGAACCUCAAACUGCCUCGAGUCGUCAUAAAAACAUUCACAGUUGUCAAACAGCAUCUUGCUGCUCUGCAAAACCUGGGUGAGCCGGUAGAUAAGUGGGAUGCCAUAAUAAUUUGCAUCCUAUCUAAGAAGAUUGACCUGCCUACCUACAGAGCAUUUCAACUGGAGCGAGAUAACAAUGUGUCGCCCACGGUAAAAGAAUUCCUAGGUUACGUGGAAAAACGUGCCCUAGCAUUUGAAAACACUGACAUGCAGAAGGGGCCUUCGCAGAGCUUUGUCAACCAUCCUGUGGCUGCACAAGCAAAGCCGUCCGCGCAUCAGCCUCAGCUGCAAUGUUUAUACUAUUCUUCUGAUGCAGACGAAGAAUAAUGGAGACCAAGCAACCAAACAGCCUAUCGUAACUGCGGGCAGUGCAAGUACUCCGGCACCGAGCUUUACAACCUCGAGUGCUGCAGCUUCAAGUACUUCAAUAGCAUGCGCCGCUACGCCACAAGGUCCUACACUAGUGCAGACAUCAUUUGGCGUGAUCAUCGG